ACAUCACUACAGAUAAGGACUUAAGUCAGACAGCGGCUUUCUAGAUUAUUUUGGAAUUUGUGUUUCUGUUUAGUUAGCCAGUUAAUAAAGUUGUGCUCCGUGAAAGCGUACGUGUGGUAUUUAAUGAUUAAGCGGCUUUAGUUCACAUUCGAAAGAUUUCAUUUUUUUGUGAUUUUGUGUGAAACUUAACCUAAUUUCAACUUCGUCAUGUCGGUCGUAACUUUGGACACAAUUGAAAAUUUUCAAAAUUUUAUCAGGACACCUGUGCUAACAGUAGUUCAUUUCUCCGCGGAUUGGGCCGAGCAAUGUAAGCAAGUAACAGAAGUUUUACAAGAAUUAGCCAAGCUACCGGAUGUGGUGGCCAGUGGCACCAAGAUAGCCCUGUGUGAUGCUGAAAAAUUGUCUGAAAUCUCAUUGCAGUUUAAGGUCGACUCUGUCCCAACAGUUAUAUUAUUCAAGAAUGGUAAGCUAGUUGACAGAGUAGAUGGUGCAGACGCAGCUCAAAUAUCUUCCAAAGUUAAGGCUCAUAGUACAAGUAAGACGGCGCUAGGGGAUGCAGCACCACUCAAACUUGAGGAUAGACUGAAGGCACUGAUUAACAGACACAAUGUAAUGCUGUUCAUGAAGGGCAACAGAGAUCAACCUAGAUGUGGAUUUAGUAAAACUAUCAUUCAAAUUCUUAAUGGAACGGGAGUGCAAUAUGAGACAUUUGAUAUUUUGACUGAUGAAGAAGUCCGCCAAGGACUCAAAGAAUAUUCAGAUUGGCCUACAUACCCCCAGCUCUAUGUAAAAGGUGAACUCAUUGGAGGGUUGGAUAUAGUCAAGGAAUUGCAAGCGGGUGGGGAAUUAGAAGCUACUCUCAAGCCUUAAAGUGUUGUGGUUCAUGUAUCUGUAGGUAUUUUAAUUUAUUUGCAAUAAAUGAUUGAUUUUACAAUGUUUGUUGUCUA
This is a messenger RNA of Trichoplusia ni (cabbage looper), 947 nucleotides long. RefSeq names its product glutaredoxin-3 (gene Grx3). The transcript is spliced from 4 exons. NCBI's taxonomy places the organism in Eukaryota, Metazoa, Arthropoda, Insecta, Lepidoptera, Noctuidae. Bases 208 to 870 code for a protein of 220 amino acids. The record is from RefSeq and is a predicted model, not a curated record.